UGCUUGCGCAGAAAUGUUUGGGACUCUUGAGUGUGCGGUCUACAAAACACAGAGCAGCAUUUGGUGAAACUGCUGUCAGUUUCUACAAGCCUGCACAAUGAAGUCUGUGGGUUGGGCCAGAGUUACCCCGGUGUGUCUGUUAGCGCUCCUGCCUGCACUGCUCCCGGUUCGCUGUAGUCAGCCGGUGCAAUGCCAGUGGGGUGCCUACGGAGAGUGGUCCAUAUGUGAUGGAUGCACCAAAACACAGAGGCGGACUCGACCCAUCGUCACAUACGCUCAGUUUGGGGGAACUCCGUGCUCAGGCGUGGCCACGCAGACGCAAGGCUGUACCACGAGUAGAGGCUGCCCCCUGGAGCAGGGGUGUGGAGAAAGGUUCCGCUGUGCCUCAGGGAGGUGUAUCAGCAUGGCGUUGGUGUGUAAUGGAGAUCAGGACUGUGAAGAGGAUGGGCUGGAUGAGCAGGGCUGUGAUGGGUCUGUGUGUGACACUCAGAGGCCACCUCCCAACGUACAGCUUACUGGCCAUGGAAUGGACGCGCUGACCGGGGCACGGCGAGCUGCAGUGAUCAACACCAAGAGUUUUGGCGGACAGUGCCGGAAGAUGUUCAGCGGUGACAACAGGUACUUCUAUCGGCUCCCAGAAAGCCUUCUGGGAUACAUCUUCCAGGUGAAGGUCGAAAACGAUUUCAGUGACGAAUUCUACGACAGCUCCUGGUCCUAUGUGAAACAUAAAGAGGAAAAAGAAGACUCAAAUGAGGGACACCAUUAUAAAACCUUUCACAGCGAGAUAACUAAAAAAGAGAACCACAGGUUGCUGAUAAUUAAGAACAACGUGGAGGUGGCUCACUUCCAGAACGCGCCCCCGGCCUACCUCCCGCUGUCCGAGGAGUUCUGGAAAGCUCUGUCCACCCUCCCCACCGUGUACGACUAUGCCACGUACCGCCACCUCAUCGUCAGGUACGGGACCCACUUCCUGUCCGAGGGAACCCUGGGAGGGGACUACCGAGCCAUGGUGGGGAUUGACAAGAAGUCAGAGAGCAGCAUGAGCUCCAGUUCUGAAAGUUUCCACAAGUGUGUGACAACACGCCACAACUUUUUAUUCUUCUCGUGGUCUAAGACCAGGUGCAAUUCAUUCACUGAUGACUUCAGUGCAUCCGAUGGGUCUAGGAGUGAUCACAUGUCCAUAGAUGUAGACCCUGUUGGCGGUGACCCUGCCUACAUCGAAGGGCUCAAAAAGGUGGACUUGAAGAAUCCUGCUGGAAACAUGGAUAUGUACAGGAAGUGGGCGGGAUCAGUGAAGAACUUCCCCAUUGUCAUCAAAUCCAAGGCAAGGCCGUUGUAUGAGCUGGUGAAGGAGGUGCCGUGUGCCGCAAUGAAGAGGCUCCACCUGAAGAGGGCGACAGAGGAAUAUGAGACGGAGGAGCACCCCUGUCGCUGCAAGCCCUGCCAAAACAAUGGCGUUCCCGAGCUGAGAGGGACAACCUGCACCUGCAUCUGCAAGGAGGACACCACCGGCCCUGCCUGCCAGUUUGGGAAGGUCCUGGAACAGCCAGGGGUCAUCCAGGGAGCCUGGACCUGCUGGUCAUCCUGGUCUUCCUGUGGCCAAGGUCAAAGGUCACGGUCACGAGCUUGCAGCAACCCGUACCCCAGUGGAGGGGGAAAGCACUGCAAUGGGCAGCCUUCGGAGCGUAAAGCCUGCGAUGACGAGGAUCUGGAACAUCUGCGCAUUAUGGAGCCCCACUGUUUCGAUCCCUCACUUACUCCACCCAAGGCCUGCAAGACUCCACCUCCCCUAGUGAACGGGUUCGUCUUGGACCCCAAGAACGUUUACCUGGUGGGCAGCCGGGUAGUCUACUCCUGUGUGGUGGGAUACCACAUCGUUGGAGACACCAACGUGGAAUGCCUGGAAGACCAGAGCUGGAAGAGGGACAAGAUGGAGUGCAAGAGCACUGUAUGCAUGACCCCGCCCCUACUUCAAGGGGUCACCGGAUCCCCCUGGAAGCUGACCUAUCAGAUUGGAGAGACAAUCACAGUGUCCUGCCCACCAGGAAGUGUGAGAGAGGGCGAAUCUGAGAUCCAGUGUGACUCCAGUCUAAACUGGUCCCCCCAGCCAGAGAGCAUCAAAUGCAGCUUCACACCAACAGAAAUCCCAAACGCAGCUGUAAGAUGCAAGGCAUGGGAGAAGUCGGAGAAAGGGCGGUGUGUCUGUAAACUACCGUACGAAUGCAGCGUGUCUCUGAACUUAUGCGUCACUAACGAGGAGACUGGCCGGACACAUGUGCUGAGCUUGUGUAAAAUGCAAGCGGUCGUUUGCCUGGGUCGUAGCUACGUCCUGGCUGAGAACAACACCUGCUCCUGGCCGAGCCGUGACACUGCGCCUUGCUCCGCAUGCCAGCCAGGGGAGAUUUGCGACGGCGAGACGAGCAGAUGCCGCUGCAAGGAGCCGGGAGAAUGCGUGGAAUCCGGUGCCCUGCUGUGCGUCCAAUCCGGAGAGGGAGCCGUUGCCGUGACGAUGUCAGAAUGCGAGGCAGGACGCAGGAGGUGCAGCGGGGAGAACGUGUCGGUUACCAGUGUGCAACCCUGUCAGGCGUAAGGCAGAAGCCAAACACUCUCUCUUUUUAAAAUGGAGGUUUUGUUUGGGAUUGUGCCAUAGCUCAUACUUGUCAUAUUUGUGUAUCUAACGCAUUUGAAUGUAAACAAUUGCUUUUUGUUUCAAACAAACAAAAUUAAAUUUACACACACACAGACUGAAUGCAGUGUAUUCUUUUCCUGUUAACUUUUUUUUUAUUGAGGUGAUGGACUGUUGGACUGCAAUUGCUUCUACUUAGUUUUUAAAAAUAAAAUAAAUACAAUUUUAUCAUG
Molecule: messenger RNA, 2859 nt
Organism: Conger conger (European conger)
Lineage: Eukaryota; Metazoa; Chordata; Actinopteri; Anguilliformes; Congridae
Gene: c7a
Product: complement component 7a
Exons: 18
Coding region: 98-2590 (830 amino acids)
Biological process (GO): immune response
Cellular component (GO): membrane attack complex
Molecular function (GO): protein binding
Source: RefSeq, a predicted model, not a curated record